Molecule: messenger RNA, 1320 nt
Organism: Microdochium trichocladiopsis
Lineage: Eukaryota; Fungi; Ascomycota; Sordariomycetes; Xylariales; Microdochiaceae
Exons: 4
Coding region: 268-1320 (350 amino acids)
Source: RefSeq, a predicted model, not a curated record
GGGGUCUCGACGGGCAGGGGGGCGUGCAACGAGAAGCAACACCCGCUCGACGGGGCCUGCCGAGGCGGACAGGGGUGCCAUGGCCGGCGGUUGAUUCGACAAGGCCGCUGGAGAGAAAGAGAGAGAGAGAGAGAGCCCGAUAAGUGUGGCCCUGGUUGACUGUCAUUGUUGUUGUUGCUGUGGACAAAGGCAUGGACGGGGUCUGCUCUGUCUGGCCCUCGCCCGCUCCGCUGAUUACUACUAUUUGAUUGUGUGCUGGCGGCUGCAAUGGCCUUGGUGAAGACAGCUUCAGAGUUGACCUGUUGCUUGGAGAUCAUGCCGGAAGCCAGCGUGAAGGCAGACAUGACUGACGGUGCCUGGCAAGCUGGUGUUGUGUGUUUUGUGGGCGCCCCUCCUCCGCCCUCUGCUGCCGCUGCCUCCCCCAAGCCUGCGCAAAAUCAUCCCAUGCCACGCCACACGCUCCUCGCGACUCGUUGUGCCCGCGCGCAAAAUCCACCAUGCACCAUGCACCAUGUCAUCGUCGUCUUCGUCCCUUUCGACAAGACCGACCGACCGACAGACAGACAGACAGACUCGGCUCGGCUAGCGCUAGCUGCUCCCAGCCAGCAACACCCUGAUCGACGACGUCGUUGCGCACGCCAUCCCGCCCACGGCAAUCGUCUUCCUCUUUCUGGCCCUGGCCCCUCUGGUCCCCGACGUGCCCCUUUGCGAUCCACCCACUUGUCGCAGCGCUUGGCAGCCCUCUGUGGCACAACGACUGCCGGUCCGUCCCUGGGCAUGACAUGGCGAAUGGGCAAGCAAGCCAAACAUAGCACGUCUGCCGAGCCAACACACAGACCUCGACCCGGGGCGCUUGAGACGUCCAAUCUCCCAGAUGCGAAGCGAAACCAUCUCAGCCAUCGACGAGUUGCAUCUCCAGAAAACCCACCCCUUGGCAUCCCGGACUUUCAGAUACGAACGGGGUUUGCCUCCGACGAGACGCCGUUGCCGGAUCGGCGUCGUCUUCGCUGCAGCCUGCCCGGCGACGCCGCCCAAGAACGCUGUGCCAAGAGGCAAAAGCAUGGUCAUGGCCGACGAUCGACGUCUUCUCAUGCUCUGUCUGGAGGCCUGUGUUCAACCACAAACUAUGCUCGCUUGCAUCCUGUUCGACGAAAGGUCCUGUCACACCUUGUCUCACCGAUAAUCCUCAGCUGUCCCGAGCACGAGCCUCCUCAAAGAGUUACAUUGGGACUACAAGCAAACUCGCGCGAACCCGCCGCCCCUCGGGGUCUUGCCAUCGACACCUGUAUGUGCUCCGCCGCACGUCGAUCAUGCUUAUAG